AUGCAAACUAAAAAUGCUUUUUCUUGGAUAAAGGAAGAGAUUACUCGAUCCAUUUCCGUAUUGCUCAUGAUAUAUAUAAUAACUCGAGCCCCCAUUUCAAAUGCAUAUCCCGUUUUUGCGCAACAAGGUUAUGAAAAUCCGCGAGAAGCUACCGGCCGGAUUGUAUGUGCUAAUUGCCAUUUAGCUAAUAAGCCGGUAGAUAUUGAGGUUCCACAAGCGGUACUUCCCGAUACUGUAUUUGAAGCUGUUGUUCAAAUUCCUUAUGAUAUGCAAGUGAAACAAGUUCUUGCUAAUGGUAAAAAAGGGGCUUUGAAUGUGGGGGCCGUUCUUAUUUUACCAGAAGGUUUUGAAUUGGCCCCUCCUGAUCGUAUUUCGCCAGAGAUUAAAGAAAAGAUAGGUAAUUUGUCUUUUCAAAGCUACCGUCCCACAAAAAAAAAUAUUAUUGUGGUAGGCCCCGUUCCCGGGAAGAAAUAUAGUGAAAUUACCUUUCCUAUUCUUUCUCCAGAUCCCGCUACUAAGAGAGAUGUUCACUUCUUAAAAUAUCCUAUAUACGUAGGCGGGAACAGAGGAAGGGGUCAGAUUUAUCCUGACGGGAGCAAGAGUAAUAAUAAUGUUUAUAAUGCUACAGCAACUGGUAUAGUAAACAAAAUUAUACGAAAAGAAAAGGGUGGAUACGAAAUAACGAUAGUGGCUCCAUCAGAUGGACGUGAAGUGAUUGAUAUUAUACCGCCAGGACCAGAACUUCUUGUUUCAGAAGGUGAAUCUAUCAAACUUGAUCAACCAUUAACGAGUAAUCCUAAUGUGGGUGGAUUUGGUCAGGGGGAUACAGAAAUAGUGCUUCAAGACCCGUUACGUGUCCAAGGUCUCUUGUUCUUCUUGGCAUCUAUUAUUUUGGCACAAAUCUUUUUGGUUCUUAAAAAGAAACAAUUUGAGAAGGUUCAAUUGUCUGAAAUGAAUUUUUAG
Messenger RNA from Trifolium pratense (red clover), 963 nucleotides. NCBI's taxonomy places the organism in Eukaryota, Viridiplantae, Streptophyta, Magnoliopsida, Fabales, Fabaceae. The record is from the annotation of a RefSeq genome assembly.